Phoenix dactylifera (date palm) is the source of this 2599-nucleotide messenger RNA. Its product is annotated as protein ALTERED PHOSPHATE STARVATION RESPONSE 1-like. Lineage: Eukaryota; Viridiplantae; Streptophyta; Magnoliopsida; Arecales; Arecaceae. The record is from RefSeq and is a predicted model, not a curated record.
CCGCCUCUGCCUUUUAUCGGAACCAGAUGCGCCGCUCUGGGCCAUUCUCCCCCCUCGAAGCGCCCCCCGGUGACCGUACCCCCGCUGCGGAUCUCGUCGUCUUCCAUUUCCCUUAGAAGCAAAAGCGAGGCGUGAGCUUUGGAGAAGGAAGAAGGGAGAGAAGGGAAUGGGGUGCGCGCAGUCGCGGGUGGACAACGAGGAGGCGGUGACGCGAUGCCGGGAGCGGAAGCAGUGGAUGAAGGAGGCGGUGACCGCCCGCAACGCCUUCGCUGCAGCCCACUCCGCCUAUGCUGUCUCCCUCAAGAACACCGGUGCCGCCCUUAGCGAGUUCGGCCAGGGAGAAGUCGCUGCCAUCCAUACCUCCACCGCCGCCGCCGGUACUGUCGGCCACCACUCUGCCGCUGCCUCUACCUCCGCCGCUGCCUCCGUCCAGCCCCCUGUGGACACCCUCCCUCCCCCUCCCCCUCCGUUACCGGAUUUCUCCCCCUCCCCUCUCCAGCGCUCCAUCAGCAUGCCUGACAUCCCCCCCUCCGAGAAGUUCCCUUCCAAGUUCCCCCCGGAGGCUUCCAUCCGCGAGGAGGAGGAGGAGGAGGAUGAUGACGCCGGUGGCGAUGGCGGAGACCUCGAGGACCACCGUCGCCACCGCCGCCCCGCCGCCGCGAGCCCCUCCCCCUCCCCCUCCCCCGCCCCGCCGCCGCCUCCUCAUACGCCUCCACCGCCGCCAAUGCCGGCGGAGUCCACCUGGGACUACUUCUUUGCCAUGGACGAGAACAUGCCCGGCCCGUCCCUGGGCCACCCUGAGGAGAUCGGGCCGGAAAGAGCGGAGGCCCCGGAGGAAGGCUUAAAAAGAUCAGCCCCAUCACCCCCGCCCCCCGCCAUCGAUCACGAGGUGGCCGGUGCUGAUGAUGACUCUCCGAUGACGCCUGAGAAGGUGGUCUUGGAACCCCCAUUGCCGCCAAAGCUGGGUAAGAAGCAGAAGCCAGGCGGCACGGUGCACCACCAGCAUGCGGCCUCGGCGCCUCCCGUAGAUGCCAAGAGGGGAAAAAUGGUGGCGUUCGCUGCCCCCAGCAUCAAUCUACUCCAGGUCCUGACUGACAUUGAUGACCAUUUCCUCAAGGCAUCGGAGAGUGCUCACGAGGUGUCGAAGAUGCUUGAGGCCACUCGCUUGCAUUAUCACUCUAAUUUCGCUGAUAACAGAGGACACAUUGACCAUUCAGCAAUAGUCCUGCGAGUCAUCACAUGGAACAAGUCAUUCAAAGGCAUACCUCAUGGCAAUGAUGGAAGAGACGAUUUUGAUAAUGAUGAAUGGGAAACUCAUGCCAUUGUGUUGGAUAAGAUGUUAGCAUGGGAGAAAAAACUAUAUGAUGAAGUGAAGGCAGGCGAGCUUAUGAAAAUUGAGUAUCAGAGGAAGGUUGCUUUGCUUAAUAGGCAAAAGAAACGUGGUGCUGGUACCGAAGCACUAGAAAGAACUAAAGCAGCUGUAAGCCAUUUGCAUACGAGAUAUAUUGUUGACAUGCAGUCAAUGGAUUCAACAGUCUCAGAAGUUGAACGUCUGCGAGAUGAACAGCUGUACCCAAAAUUAGUGGAACUUGCUGAUGGGAUGGCCAAAAUGUGGGAAGCCAUGUAUGUGCAUCAUGACAACCAGCUGAAGAUUGUACUAAACCUAAAAAUCCUUGACAUCACAAAUGUUCCCAAAGAAACAAGUGAACAUCAUUAUAAACGCACACUUCAGCUGUUCGAAAUUGUGAAAGAGUGGCAUUCACAGUUCGAUAAACUUGUGAGUCAUCAGAAAGAUUACAUCCGAGCUCUUAAUAAUUGGCUGAAAUUAAACAUUAUCCCCAUUGAAAGCAGCUUGAAGGAGAGAGUGUCAUCUCCACCAAGGCCACGUCAACCCCCUAUCCAGGCCCUCCUGCUUGCAUGGCAUGACCAUCUUGAGAAGAUUCCAGAUGAGCUGGCUAAGAGCGCUAUUCUUAGCUUUUCAGCGGUCAUCAACACAAUUGUGAUACUUCAACAGGAGGAGUUGAAACAGAAAGAGAAAUGCGAUGAGACCCGUAAGGAAUAUCUGAAGAAGGCACGGGCAUUUGAGGAUUGGUACAGCAAGUAUUCACAGAGGAGGGCAACAGCAUUAUCUGAGGAGGCUGUGCAAGAGGAUAGUGAGGCAGCUUCUCAAAAGGACCCUGUUGCAGAAAGGAAGUUUGCAGUAGAGUCUGUAAAGAGUCGGCUGGAUGAGGAGGAGGACAACCACAGGAAGUUGUGCAAACAGGUGAGGGAGAAAUCAUUCGGAAGUCUCAAGACACAUCUGCCAGAGCUCUUCCGGGCUAUGUCUGACUUUGCUUAUGCUUCUUCUGACAUGUAUAUGAAGUUGAAGUCGAUCUCUCAAGGGCAGAAUCCAGUCACUAACUAGCUCAAAGAACUCGCAUGUAUAGGUCUAAUAUGCACCUUGGUCUUUCCUUUUAGUUUUUGGUUUAUUUGUUCUGUUGUUAAGUUUUCAAGUGUUGUACUUAGGCAAGAGGAAGUUCUGGCUUUUAAAAUAUCUUUUCUAAUGUUAGAUAUUUAUUUUCAUAUUUAUUAAAUUAUGCAGGAAUAUGGCAUCAAAUCA